ACACAAACAUUUGUUGUGUGGCUGUAUGCCGCGCCGCCUGUGCCUCGGGACAAUACUACGAAACUUUGCGCGCCAAUUUUGACAGCUAUGGAAGUUUGUUUUUAGUUUUGUAUUUCGUGUUUAUAAAUUGUGAAAGUUUUGGGAAAACAGCAUUAGCCAUGGGGUCGGGAGCAUCAGGCUUGGCAACCGAAACACCAGGAGGUGACCUACGCCUGCCAGCCUCAGGGUUGCGGUUCUCGCACAACCAACUUCGUGUGCUGAACUCCUAUGUGGACAAUCUUUGGGAGGAGGAUCAGACAGGAAGAAUAUCUACAGAGUUGGAGAGCGCAGUAGAGAGCCUGGUGCAAAGAAUAGUGGAUGGCGCUGGACAGAGAGACCCGAGGUUCAGAUGCAGUCAUCUCAUAGCGCUACAUAGAGGGAAGAAGAUGCGGUCCCGUUCUCUGGAAUACCUGAUAACGCUGGACUCUCUUCCUCCCCUGAACUCUGGCGAUGACUGUCGCCUGCAAGACGGGCCAGUAGGCUACGGGAGAAUACGACUCACUGGGAAGGAGGCUGACAAGUGGGAGGAGUUUCUUAACCCUUCGGGAUAUUUGUGCAGAGACAAAAUAGUGGAGCGCUGGGUGGAGCUGAUCGCGCGCUGCACCGGUGCACGCGGCGGCGGCGGCUCGCGCGUGCUCUCUGCUCGUGCCGGACCCAGAGCCAAGCCCUACCGACACUGCUAUCUGCAGAGAGGUGCCUCUCUCCUCUCAACUCCUGACCGUCGCCUCGCCAUCGUCGAAGGGGCAGCCUGGGUGAUGGUGCGCGUCGGAGCUGGUGAAGCUGAAGCCAAGCUGAUGUUAGGAGCCAGGGUCGAAGGUUGCAGUGCUGCUGCGUACACCAGCAGAGUGCCUCUCACUCAUCCACUGGCGUUGUUGCAUUAUACCAGUGCUCAGGGGGAUUACUACGCUGCAGCAGUAGGUCCACCAUCUACUCUAGUCUGUGGUGAUCGCUCAUCAACCUGGCAGUUAUGGAAUCCCUCGUUAGAAGCAGAGUUAGACGCCCAUUGUUCUGACCUAUCCACCGUCGCCAGGAUCGCAGGGGCCUUGAAUGUGCUGAUAGACAAGAUGAGAGAAGGAACUUAUCAGGGCACGCUACGAGUGUUAAGCCGCUACGCCGCUAGCAGCGCGCUACGGCGUAGGCUGGACCGCUGCGGUGCCUACGCGCAUUCGGCAGCGCGCUGCUGUGUAGCCGCUCAUGCUUCACAUCAUCUGUUGUUGGUGCUUGAUUCGUUAUACGCCCUAUGUGAUCGUGGCGGUCCUGCCGGCUACGUGUUCCCAGUAGCUCGCGGGUCACUGGUGCGGCGAGGGGCGCGGGACGCCGACUGGGCAGGAGAUGCUGCUUGCAUCAAAGCCUGUCUAUUGCAGAUGCAUCACGUUGCUGGUGAAGACAUUCCACCAUCCCCAUCAGAGUGCCUAGAAACAGCUCUUCUAAGCCGCUGGGAGAGCCUGAACAGGUCGGCUCGCGUGUCGGCAGGCUCCACUCCGACGUACUCGCGCCGACAGCUGCGCUACCUGUGGAGGCUCGCCAGCGAACUGCUGCACUGCAAGACUAUGGUGACGUGUGAAAACCACAGCACAUUCAGAGCUAACCUCAUCCAGGUUACAUCAUUAGACCAGGAACCUAUUGAGGAUCUGAUCCAUGUGUUAGCGAUCAUGUUGGACCAGGCUCGGGACCUGUACCUGAACAACUUCCACUCCAGGAAUGUGGGGGAGUUUGAUAGAGAGCUGUCAGCGUACAGGUCAAAAAAAUGGAACAAACUAAAGGACUACUACGACGCAUCAUCAGCUUGUCUGAUAGACGCCGUUCGACGAGACCCCGACCUUCGGCGCGAAGACUUGACAGACCAGACGACUGUCAUGAAAAACAUCUUGAACUGGCUUUAUAAAGGAGCUAAAGACGACAAGAAGUACUUAGGACCAGUGCUAAAGCCUUACCUUGAAGGUCUUUUCACCAGUUCUUUGGAGAACUCCUGGUUUUUGGAAGAUUUUGAUGGGAAUAAGUGUUUGAAAGAGUAUGAUGGGUUGGCGGAGUACUGUCUUGGUGUUCAUGAUGGGUCUUUGGAGCCGUGCAUGGGGUUGCUCGAUGCGGCUAAGAAGUUUGCAUGGGCUAAAGCCAUGGUGGAUUUUGUGGACCGAUUUCGGCAUAUAGAUUUCCGCCUAGUCUUCCCCACCGGAGAAGGCAUGGCAAUCUCCUACCCUGUAAAGCUACCAUCACGCCGCGAGCACAGUUCUGCCCGUACCCUCACGCUUAGUCGCCGUGAUAAGGCGGAGGCGAAGUUGAGGCUUGCGAAGAGAUGUGUGCUGGGAGCUUUCGCGACGGGUCUGGUGGGGGAUAGGAGGCAUAAACAGAAACCAAUAUCCCGUCACGAAAGUAGUGACGAGAUCCUCGCAAACGUCAAAACUGGUAACUACUGGAGGACCACAAAACCAGACAUCAUACCUUCCUCCUCCAUCCAGGAUAUAUCCAGAGACACUCUGGAUAGCCUACCCAGGGUUAGAAGACGGUCUCGUAGACACCGACCAGCUACUUCCUACGGUUUUCCAGAAAUUUCCAUCUCAGACCAUGCGGAUACAAAGACCAUGAGACGAAAGUAUCAUACACUGAAGAGCUUGGUGUAUACGGAGCCGGUAGAAAGUAUUCGAGAGAUGAGAGAAAGACCAAGGUCUGCUGGGUCUACUGUCAAGAAUAAGGAGGCGCUGAGUAGACCGAGUAUCCUGGAGACGUUGGACUUUAUUAACAGCGUGAAGAGUGCUUUGUGUGUGGAAGAAUCAGGAGCAUCAGACGCAGAAGACUCGGCAUGGUCUUUGGAAGACGAGUGGCUGGUGGGACAAUGUGCCCCGCUGAACCUGAUCGCGGGCCGCUGCGGACACGCGCUGCAGCUGGCUCUCGGAGACCUGCCGCUAGCACUGCUGCACCGAGGGAGGUUUACUAUCCUACAAGAGCUGUGUUCAUUUUUGGGGGAUGCGGGAGAGGGAGCACUGUUUGCGCUGCAUCGACUGGCCAGGGCUGCUCGAUCCAGGAGUAGUGAAAGAGCUACUAGUGCAUGGCGUCUCCCAGAAGCUGAGGGUGCAACCACAGAGGCUCCGCAGAAGUACAGACCACGACACCCGGACUAUGUGUCUGGGGAUGAAGCACCGCCCCCACCACCUCCGCUGCCCAGAAAUUCUAGUAUUGGUAGACAGGUAUCCCGCUACUCAGACUACCUCCCCCCAAGCCGGCUUCAACUAGAGCCCACCAUCACCCAACUGACCCCCUCGACCCCCUCGACACCCCCUUAUACCGGCAUCAUCAACCCCAUAUACGACAUUAAAAUGCCCCGCGACAAAUUCGUGGUCAAAAGAUCCAAAUCCCUAGGCCGAAGUUUCAGUUCUAAAAACCUAGGUAUAGAAAUAAACAGGUAUAAUAUAACUUUAGGUCAUAAAAGUGGUAAGAAGACCAAUGAUGUAGUGACUGCAAUUACUGGUAUGACAGGGGAAACUGGUUUGGAGACGAAAGGACACUUCUUCCAAAGGUAUAGUACUGCUGAAGUGGUUGGAGAUUCUUAUCGGCUUAGUAGGGUUACUAUUGAUUAAUUUUCUGUAAAGAAAAGGACCAAAGACCAGAAAAACUACGGGUAUAAAGAUGAUUUCGAAAGCAGACUGGUGCAAGAAGAAAAAAAAAGAAGGAAUUAACAUAAUACAUUGAGUAAAGAUCCUUAUUGUGAUAAGUAUUUAUGUAUAUUGAAUAUGUAUUAGGUAUUUUACUUAAUUUCAAAUAUAAGAUUAUUAUAACAAAGAAGGAAUUGAUUAUUUACAAAAAUAAGAAGUAGAUUAGAGUUUUAUUGUCGCAUACUGCAUUUGUUAAAAUAUUGUGAUUAUGGUUAAAGUUAUGACAUUUUAUUAAAGUAUCAUGUUGAAGAAAAAUUGUAUGAGAAAGAGCAAUUUAUGGCCGUGAAAUAACACAAAAUAAGAAGCACCA
Helicoverpa armigera (cotton bollworm) is the source of this 3996-nucleotide messenger RNA. RefSeq lists its product as uncharacterized. Bases 159 to 3611 code for a protein of 1150 amino acids. NCBI's taxonomy places the organism in Eukaryota, Metazoa, Arthropoda, Insecta, Lepidoptera, Noctuidae. The record is from RefSeq and is a predicted model, not a curated record. The transcript is spliced from 18 exons.